CCCCAGCGGAUUGAUCUUAAGAAACUAGUCUUAACCUCAAUAUUUAUUCACAGGUCUAUCUCAAAUGGUUGCGUUAAUUCAGUGAUCUCAUGAUUCUCUCAUGAUAUAGGUUAGGUCCAUUAAAAAGCAAACAGUAACGAGUAAAAGUUCCACCUAGGGGGGUUUGGGUCCAUAAUGGCUAUUUAUUUUUGACACGUGAUAACACUCAACAUGUGUAAAGUCUAGAUGAAUAACAAACGAAAUGCUACGUUGACUAAAAUAUUUCAUGAAAUAGAUGCACUUUAAAUUAUGCAAAUGAACAGUGACAAGAGAAAAGCAAAUUUACUUUAUGAAACAGUCCCCCAGGUGAAAUUUUUAAUUUUUAAUUUAGCAUGCGAUCACUUUUAGUCGAAGGGCUAAACAAUUUACCGUCAACCACAAAUUUUUAGAGCGCUAAUUAAAAAUUGAUUUUCACACCAAUUUUUCCCAAGCGUAUGGAUUAGUUAGGCCCUUAUGAGAGCUGACGUAGCGACGCCUACGUUACUUUUCGGAAGUGCAAGACGAUAUGGUGAGGUUCCCUGGUGCGCAUAUACUGCCGAUCGAUAAAUAUCCCGCGCGCGAAUCUUCCAUCAGGAACAAAUUUUCCGGGGGUGGAUUUUCUGGGGCGAAUCUUCCCGUCUUCUUGUGAGUGAAUCUGCCAGGAAUUGAAUAUACCACACACUCUAAUUUUCUUGUUUACUUUAAAGAAUAUCGUUUACCGUUUAUCUUGUUUGUUAGUUUAAGAGAAAUGAUACCCAAGGCUACUUAAGAUCAAAGUUUGCAAAUCUUGUAGUCAUUAAUUCAAUUUUAUUAAGAUACGGUGUUUGGGCAGACAUGAAGUGUGUACAAUUAUAUAUUUUUGUGAUCUACGUUAGCAUAAGCUCUUCUAAAUUUCUUGAACAUCGCGUACUAAACAUCGAAAGAAACUGUGGUGAACAAAACGGUAACAUUUAUCCAUGGGUGGCCUUAAUUCCCUUAGAAACAAGGACUUACAACCCUUCGGCAAAAGUUGAAUGCAUUGGAACGCUAAUUAGUGAACAAUAUGUCAUUACUAGCUCUUCGUGUUUGGCAUUCGUUGUGUCAAAAGUGCAGUUUUGGUCGAAUCUAGAGCUCUUAGAAGUCGAGGUGGAAAGGUGGGUAGUAUAUCAAGCAACAAAUUUGGCACUUUUAAAGCUGAAAAAAGCUGUAGAUUUUUCAGAUUUUUUCAGUCCCAUAUGUCUACCAUCUGAUGAUUUAGCGCUAAUUGAAAAUAUUGAUCCGUAUACCGCAACUUGGAUGCAAAACUCUGGUUUAAUGCGAAGUUCUAACUCCUACAGGUUUACAUAUCAUAUUUCAGAUGAUACACGGAUCAAAAAGGCAGUUAAAACUACAAUUGUAAAUUGUCAGAAGAGAGAUAACGGUCUCAUCUGUCUUCGUCCUAAUGGAGGAGAUACUAUUUGUGACCGAGACGAAGGUAGUCCGAUCAUGUUUUCUGAUCAAAAUAAAUGGACGUUAGGUGGAGUUUUGAACUAUGCCUACGAUAUCCAUGAGAGCAUAUGCGUGAACUCGUCUUCUGUUACGGGGAGUAGAAUAACAAAGGAUGCGCUCAAAUGGAUUAUGCAUGUAAUAAAAAAAAAUUAGUUUCUUUGUCUUCAUCAUCAUAGAGUGUUUAUUAUAAACAGUAUUUUUGGAACACAUAAAUGUAAAAUAAAAUGUU
This is a messenger RNA of Photinus pyralis (common eastern firefly), 1714 nucleotides long. RefSeq names its product spaetzle-processing enzyme-like. Gene Ontology annotation, biological process: proteolysis. Gene Ontology annotation, molecular function: serine-type endopeptidase activity. Bases 853 to 1638 code for a protein of 261 amino acids. The record is from RefSeq and is a predicted model, not a curated record. Lineage: Eukaryota; Metazoa; Arthropoda; Insecta; Coleoptera; Lampyridae. The transcript has 4 exons.